Molecule: messenger RNA, 1035 nt
Organism: Electrophorus electricus (electric eel)
Lineage: Eukaryota; Metazoa; Chordata; Actinopteri; Gymnotiformes; Gymnotidae
Product: mab-21-like 3
Source: RefSeq, a predicted model, not a curated record
AUGGUAAUUGCGAUAUACCAGCAUAGUAAAAUUAGUGGUUUGUUCCCAGGUGGACCUCAACAAGUCUCUGAAUCGGUAGAUGAAGUGCAAAAGAUAAUCAAAGACUUCAGUAGCUCAAGGAAUGGCCACUUCCAGUCCAUUAAGAACUGUGGAGUUCACAAUGACUACUUCAAAGAUCAGCCUACCUUAUUGACAAAAUAGACUGCAUUGGGGAGGUGUACUUACAACCUAGUCAUUCAGGUGCUGACGCCCACCCUUUUCCUAAUUUCUCUGCCUUUGCCGGGCCUGAUGGGCUAUACGGGAGGGAAGGGGAGGGAAUGUUGGUACUACACCCUCAGCAGCCCCCACGCACUCUCCCCCGCCUGAAAGCAAGAGGAGAUGCACAAGUGGCUGGAGCGCGAAGGCUUUGCCAACCUCUCACAGCGGUGGAAUGGUGCCUGCAUGGCCAUCGAGGGUGACAUUGUGACCACCAAAGUGGCCUGUGUCUUCAAGGAGCAGGUAGAGGCAGCUAUUAAGACCUGUGGACUGACUGGGAAGGUGAGUGCACUGGGCACGACGGAUUCUAUAGUGCAUGUCACCGUGGAGACCUUGGAGUUUCGGUCGUUUGGCUUCAUUCUCAAGGCCGCUUCCAGUUACCACUGGCUGCUGUCAUUCCCACUGGCAGAGCAGGUACUGCUGGGAAAUAUAGACAAAGAUGGUGGCUGUGGUAGGAAGUGUUACCCCCCCCCCCCCCCCCCCCCCCCCAUGCUGUAGUCACUGCUGUUCUGGGCAUGUGAGAGGUACCCACGUGCCAGGUUUCAGCGAAACCUGAUGGAGGUUUUGCUAUACCUGGUGCAGAAGCUGCAUAAGUGUGUGUGUGUGUCCCAGCACUACCUCAGACACUACCUUGUAUGCACCCACAACCUGCUGAAGUACACCAGCAUCAGUGAGCUGGGUAACAUGGUCAAGAAGAUCUCCGACUUCCUGGAUGACCCAAGUGCCUAUAUCUAUUACGAGCGUGUCUUCUUUCUCAUUACAAAAGGGGAUAAAACAUAA